AUGGCUUCCACAUCAACUAUUAUUGAUAGUCAAAUAAAUGAAAUGCCAAUUGAUAAAUCAAUUCCAAUUCAUCUUGAUGAAGAAGCUAUUCUACCAAAGUCAAAUAAUCAAUCUAUAGUAGAAACACCAUUAAUACCAAUAAAAACAACAAGUAAAACUUCAUUAUCAUCAACAAGUUCAAAAACAAGUGAUUAUCCUGAUAUAUGUCGAAUAUGUCAUUGUGAAGGUACAACUGAUGAACCAUUGAUAUCGCCUUGUUAUUGUUUGGGUACGAUGCAAUAUUUACAUCAAUCAUGUUUACAACAUUGGAUAAAAAGUGCCGGUGUUAAAUCCUGUGAACUUUGUAAAUUUGAAUUUAUUAUGCAUUCAGAAAUAAAGCCAUUUAAACAAUGGCAAAAAUUAGAUAUGAAUGUCGUUGAAAGACGUAAAGUCAUGUGUUCUGUUGCAUUUAAUUUAAUAGCUGUUACUUGUGUUCUUUGGUCACUUUAUGUAUUAAUUGAAAAAACACGAGAGGAAGUUAAAGCUGGAAAACUUCGUAUGUCAAUAUUCUUUUUUUUU
This is a messenger RNA of Rotaria sordida, 558 nucleotides long. The record is from the annotation of a GenBank genome assembly. Lineage: Eukaryota; Metazoa; Rotifera; Eurotatoria; Philodinida; Philodinidae.